Messenger RNA from Diutina rugosa, 1434 nucleotides. It is a transcript of the gene MET2, whose product is annotated as homoserine O-acetyltransferase. NCBI's taxonomy places the organism in Eukaryota, Fungi, Ascomycota, Pichiomycetes, Serinales, Debaryomycetaceae. The record is from RefSeq and is a predicted model, not a curated record. The coding region runs from base 1 to 1434 and encodes 477 amino acids. The transcript has a single exon. Gene Ontology annotation, biological process: L-homoserine metabolic process. Gene Ontology annotation, molecular function: homoserine O-acetyltransferase activity.
AUGACCUCAUAUAAAGAUAUUACCGACAAAGAACGCUCGGUAAACGCAUUCGCUGGAAUGGUACCGGGACAGACGAUAGUCGAGAUCCCCUCGCUCAAACUCGAAUGCGGAGAAAUACUUGAAAAGUUCCCCGUGGCCUACAAAACCUGGGGUCGGCUAAAUGCUGAUCGAGACAACGUCAUUCUUAUCUGUCAUGCUCUUACUGGGUCACUGGAUGUUCAGGACUGGUGGGGUCCUUUGCUCGGUACCAAUAAGACCUUCGACCCCCUGCGUUUUUUCAUUAUUUGCAUUAACUUCUUGGGUCUGCCUUAUGGGCUGGCCUCUCCCGUGUCGAUUGACCCUUCUACAAAUCAACCCUAUGGUCCUGCUUUCCCCUUGGUCACCGUGAAGGACGAUAUCAAAAUUCAUCGUCUCAUCCUUGACUCCUUAGGGGUUAAGAAGAUUGCCGCAGUCAUCGGUGGGUCCAUGGGGGGCAUGUUAGCUUUGGAAUACCUGGCUACUUAUCGCAAUGACGAUUACGUUCGUCUGGUAAUUGCUCUUGCCACUCUGGCCAGAGCUCUGGCGUGGUGUAUUUCGUGGAACGAAACGCAAAGACAGUGUAUUUUCUCAGACCCUAACUAUGAUGACGGCUACUAUUUUGAAAACGAAGGGGCGAAACCCGAUCUGGGUCUUUCAGCUGCGAGAAUGGCGGCACUCUUGACUUACCGUUCUCGUAAUUCGUUCGAAACGAGAUUUGGCCGUAAAUUGCCUAACCAGCAACCUGCAGGCGCUCUGACAGCUGUGACUGCUGCUGAACGGAAACGUCAAGAAGAGGAGACUGGGAUUCGUUACCCGCGAACUAAAGAUGAGGAAAACUGGUUGAUUCACAACGAAGGUUCGCGAUCGCAUAAACCGAAGCUGCCCACCACUAACGGUGACAGUGUCCCCAAACCUCAAACAUAUUUCACUGCUCAGCUGUAUUUGCGUUAUCAAGGUAACAAAUUUAUCUCCCGUUUCGACGCGAAUUGCUACAUCCUGAUAACAAGAAAGUUGGACACGCACGAUAUCACACGUGGUCAAAUCGAAGUCAACUCUGACGCCGAUGCUGAAGACCCGUUACCCAAGUUCCUUGGCACCCUUACCCAACCCCACUUGAUCAUUGGUAUCUCUUCCGAUGGUCUCUUCACCUUCAGUGAGCAAGAGUUGUUGGGUGAAAGUAUUCCCAAUGCCGUGCUCAAGCGUUUGGACUCUCCUGAAGGCCACGAUGCGUUCUUGUUGGAAUUUGAACAAAUUGACAAAUGGUGUACCGAUUUUUUGAAGGAAAAGUUGCCGGAAUACUAUGAUGAUAACCUGGGUAAGGUGGAGUUAUUCCCCCAAUGGGAGACUCAAGUCAAGAACGUUGAUAAUGGAGGUAAUUCAGUGUUCGGUGAAGUGGAAAACAUCACAAACUGGUAG